Molecule: messenger RNA, 939 nt
Organism: Penicillium chermesinum
Lineage: Eukaryota; Fungi; Ascomycota; Eurotiomycetes; Eurotiales; Aspergillaceae
Product: DUF2470 domain-containing protein
Exons: 1
Coding region: 1-939 (312 amino acids)
Source: RefSeq, a predicted model, not a curated record
AUGUUCGAAACCAACCUAGAAAGUCAACUAGUCGUAGCCAGCAUCGGCAGAGCCCAGGAUUUAAAGCUGGAUAGUAUAUUAAAAGAGCCUAAGGGGAUCGCUCCUAUUAUCUUUGAAUAUCGACCGAAGCGGGUCAGGUGGGCAGGUGGACAUGGUUGGGGCCGAGGUCCGGGGUUUGGCGCAGAUCGGCGCUUUAUUGGCACUUUCUCCCUCUUGCACACCCAGCGCUCCGAAGCUAUCGCUGCCCCUCUCUUGCUGUACACCUCUCAUUGGCACCUCGUGCGAUCAAUGACUAUGUCUAAGGAUUUCAUCAUCAAGCAUAUGAACGCCGACCACGGCGAUUCGCUCAAGCUUUUCUUGGAAGCCUUCAACGAGGUCAGCGCAAGCAAUGCCCAAGGCGCUCAGGUCGAAGAUCUCGGGCUGGACAAUCUCAUUAUCCGCGCUAAAGGCAUUCGCUACUGUGUCCCCAUCGACCCUCCCAUGAAAGACUACAACGAAGCUCGCGCCCGGAUGGUCGCACUGCACAAGGAGAGUCUGCAGAAGUUGGGCCGCUCCGAAGUUACGCUCACCAAAUACAUUCCUCCCCAUGGUUACCACAUAGUGAUAUUUGGCCUGUGCUUGUUCACAUAUAUCAGCUGCUUCCAGCGCAGCAGCCUCCUGCCAGGGUCAUGGGUCUACGAGCACUUGGGCUACAAGUACUUGCCGAAGUUUGCCAACUUCGUGUACGCGGUCCAACCUAUCCUGCUCCCGAGCAUGGUGGCGGUUCAUCUGUUUGAGUGCGCCCUUUUGUAUUUCAUCCGAUUGAAACCAUACGGCGUACCUUUGUUCUCUGGACUGUGGUUUGCAUGGACGGGGUCUUGCUUCAUCGAGGGAUUUGCGACGUUCCAGCGGAUCGGCCAAUUUGCGGAGCAGGCGAAGAAGGGCGAGAAAAAGGAAUAG